Choloepus didactylus (southern two-toed sloth) is the source of this 3406-nucleotide messenger RNA. It is a transcript of the gene MTMR2, whose product is annotated as myotubularin related protein 2. The transcript has 16 exons. Gene Ontology annotation, biological process: dephosphorylation. Bases 543 to 2258 code for a protein of 571 amino acids. The record is from RefSeq and is a predicted model, not a curated record. Gene Ontology annotation, molecular function: phosphatidylinositol-3,5-bisphosphate 3-phosphatase activity. NCBI's taxonomy places the organism in Eukaryota, Metazoa, Chordata, Mammalia, Pilosa, Megalonychidae.
AGGCCGCGCCGAGGAACGUAACGAACGUAGCACGUGCCGGCCAGUAUCUAAGAAGCGCCGCGGGGUCCUCCAGCUCCCCGGUAGCCCCUGAGCGCGGUGCAGUCUGGGGAAACAUGGCCGCUUCCGGUCUCCCUCUCGGGCUGGCGCUCGUCUAACAGCUGCCCCUGUCCGGCGUACUCCGCCCUCCGUUCCUCCCGCCCGGUCACCGCGGAGGUCGUUUCAGCCUUUCCCUUUUGCUGCCCUCGCCGCGCCAUGGAGAAGAGCUCGAGUUGCGAGAGUCUUGGCUCUCAGCUGGCUGCGGCUGCACGGCCGCCCAGCGUGGAUUCCCUGUCCAGUUAAUGUGUUAAGAGCCAUUGACAUUUGAAGAUCAUCAGAAGUGAAGAUAAAACAUCUCAAAAAUUAUAAUUGCCUCCACUUCUCAUUCAGAGAAUUCAGUGCAUACAAAAUCAGCUUCUGUCAUAUCAUCAGAUUCCAUUUCAACUUCUGCAGACAACUUUUCUCCUGAUUUAAGGGUCCUGAGGGAGUCUAACAAAUUAGCAGAAAUGGAAGAACCACCCUUGCUUCCAGGAGAAAAUAUUAAAGACAUGGCCAAAGAUGUAACUUAUAUAUGCCCAUUCACUGGUGCUGUACGAGGAACUCUGACUGUUACAAAUUACAGGUUAUAUUUCAAAAGCAUGGAACGGGAUCCUCCAUUUGUUUUAGAUGCUUCUCUUGGUGUGAUAAGUAGAGUAGAAAAAAUUGGUGGUGCUUCCAGUCGAGGUGAAAAUUCUUAUGGACUAGAAAUUGUAUGCAAGGAUAUCCGGAAUUUACGGUUUGCUCAUAAACCUGAGGGGCGAACAAGAAGAUCCAUAUUUGAGAAUCUAAUGAAAUAUGCAUUCCCUGUCUCUAAUAACCUGUCCCUCUUUGCUUUUGAAUACAAAGAAGUAUUUCCUGAAAAUGGGUGGAAGCUAUAUGAUCCUCUUUUAGAGUACAGAAGGCAGGGAAUUCCUAAUGAAAGCUGGAGAAUAACAAAGAUAAAUGAACGAUAUGAGCAGAGUGAUACAUACCCUGCCCUCUUGGUUGUGCCAGCAAAUAUUCCUGAUGAAGAAUUAAAGAGAGUGGCAUCCUUCAGAUCAAGGGGCCGGAUCCCAGUUUUAUCAUGGAUUCAUCCUGAAAGUCAAGCCACAAUCACUCGAUGUAGCCAGCCCAUGGUAGGAGUGAGUGGAAAGCGCAGCAAGGAGGAUGAAAAAUACCUUCAAGCCAUCAUGGAUUCCAAUGCCCAGUCUCAUAAAAUCUUUAUAUUUGAUGCCCGGCCUAGUGUUAAUGCUGUUGCCAAUAAGGCAAAGGGAGGAGGUUAUGAAAGUGAAGAUGCCUAUCAAAAUGCAGAACUAAUUUUUCUGGAUAUCCACAAUAUUCAUGUUAUGAGAGAAUCAUUACGAAAACUUAAGGAAAUUGUGUACCCCAACAUUGAGGAAACUCACUGGUUAUCUAACUUGGAAUCUACUCACUGGCUAGAACAUAUUAAGCUUAUUCUUGCAGGGGCUCUUAGGAUUGCUGACAAGGUAGAGUCGGGGAAGACGUCUGUGGUAGUACACUGCAGUGAUGGUUGGGACCGCACAGCUCAGCUAACUUCCCUGGCCAUGCUCAUGUUGGAUGGAUACUAUAGAACCAUCCAAGGAUUUGAAGUCCUUGUGGAGAAAGAAUGGCUAAGUUUUGGACAUCGAUUUCAACUAAGAGUUGGCCAUGGAGAUAAGAAUCAUGCAGACGCAGACAGAUCGCCUGUUUUCCUUCAGUUCAUUGACUGUGUCUGGCAAAUGACAAGACAGUUUCCUACAGCAUUUGAAUUCAAUGAGUAUUUUCUCAUUACCAUUUUGGACCACCUAUAUAGCUGUUUAUUUGGAACAUUCCUCUGCAACAGUGAACAGCAGAGAGGAAAAGAGAAUCUUCCCAAAAGGACUGUGUCACUGUGGUCUUACAUAAAUAGUCAGCUUGAAGACUUCACUAAUCCUCUCUAUGGGAGCUAUUCCAAUCAUGUCCUUUAUCCAGUAGCCAGCAUGCGCCACCUAGAGCUCUGGGUGGGGUAUUACAUAAGAUGGAAUCCACGGAUGAAGCCACAGGAGCCCAUUCACAACAGAUACAAAGAACUUCUUGCUAAACGAGCAGAGCUUCAAAAAAAAGUUGAAGAACUACAGAGAGAGAUUUCCAACAGAUCAACUUCAUCGUCAGAAAGAGCCAGUUCUCCUGCACAGUGUGUCACUCCUGUUCAAACUGUUGUAUGAAAGGACUAUUAAAUAGAUUACCAUUGCUACGAACUCUUGAAUACAAUGGCAGCUUUAUGAGUAAAAGUAUUCUCAAGUUAGCACCCAUCUGUGAGAGAAAGUUCAGUCACUAUUUAUUUUAAAUCUCUCUAGGCUAUGUUUAGAACUGUAGCAGUGCAGGUGGCUUACGUGAAAUAAUCCCAUACAUAAUUAUAUAACACUAAUCUUAUAAGGCACCCAAAGGAUAUUAAAAAUGCUUCUUUUCUGUACCUGCAGUGGGAACAGUGGGAACAAGUUUUUUAAAAGAAAAAUACUGUCUUAGAAAUUUUGGCAUCUGGUAAAACUGAACAACAAAUCACUUAGAAAGGACAGAGCUCAUUAACAAGGGAAUAGAAUCACUGUGUUAAAACCAAAUCAACACUAUCAACACUGAGAUUGUGUAGCUUGGGCCUUGUGGUACACUCCCCUUCCCCCAAUGGGGUUUUCUAUUAUAUUGUAAUUCACUUACUUUGAUCACUUACAACAUGCACAUUUUUCAUACAGUGGUUAAAAACUAUUGCUGUAUUGAUAUACUUAAGAUGUAUUAGAUACCUUUCAAAAAUGAUGCCUUAUAGAAGUAGAGGUGAGGUACUGGGAUGAGGGGGGAUAUUGGUAGCUGUCCAGUAGUUUCAGGAAUUCUGUCCACAUCCUUCAGAUUAGCUUCCAUUUACCCAACUAUCAGAAACAUCGUGAAAGAUAUUUUUAAAAAUUCAUCUACUCACCAUUUAACUUCUGUGGGCAGGAAAAAUGUAAGUUUUGAGGCAAUAUUUAAAAAUUUUACUAGAAUUGAUUUCCCCCUUAAGUCUGUAUAAAUAGCUUAUGGUGAGAAAAAGUACUAUACUCUUGUAUUACAUGAAAUAUUUUACUACUAUUCCCUUUGGCAAAUUCUUUAAUUCCACUAAAUGACUAAGUCUACCAAAGAACCUUUUUGCAUGUGAAGAUGUAUUACAGUCUCAAUGUCAGUAAAGAAAAUCUUGCUUCACUGUUUUUCUGUUACAGUAAGAGCUUGGCACUAGUAUAAACAUUUGACUCCCUGAUGUCUAUUUUACUCUAUAUUAAAGAGCCAUAUAUAAUGUACUAAAAGAGCUUCUUGUCCCUUGGAUCUUUAAUUAAAAGAAAAUUUCAACUGA